Molecule: messenger RNA, 2475 nt
Organism: Amoebophrya sp. A120
Lineage: Eukaryota; Dinophyceae; Syndiniales; Amoebophryaceae
Source: the annotation of a GenBank genome assembly
CUAUCUGCUAGUCCUCGCCAGGAAAUAGGAUUCGAGUGCAACUUCAACUCGCGACCGCAUCCCGUGCCUCCAUCAGUAAAGAUUUAGAAACGAUGCCGUCAGGCUCGGGUGGCACGAACAGUGGCUCCCGGCCGGGGACCACGUCCGGGGCUGGAACGACCCGUCGCGUCAGCAACCCCGAAGAGGAGCUGCAGACCCAGCUACAGCAUCUCCUCAUCAGUCCAGAUGCGGACAUCGACCACUUUUUCGAGAAUGGGCCGACGUUUCUCGAAACCUUCCUUGGUCUGCUCCAGGACCGGCUGCACUUCAGGCCCAACGUGAUCCACAUCCGCGGCGACCGUAUUCCCAGCGUGGACAAGUCCAACCGAGACCUCGCCAAGGACCUCUUCGAGGCCGCAAAAGUAGAGGGGUUUGCGGGGGAAAAAGACACGCUACGGAUCAUCGAAAAGUAUUUCGACGAAAAAGUCGCCGUGGACCGCAGUCGCGUGCGUAUGGAGGGCGCCCAGUCCUUGCAUCCGCAGGACAUCCCGGGGACCUACCCGGUCGGGUGGACCAAUGAGAACGAGGAGGAGGAGGACUCGGAUGAGUUCGAUGUCGACGACAUGCCCGGGUUCGUGCACCCGAACACGCGGAAGGCGCUCGCGCGCCUGGGUGCGAAAGACAAGGCGGACGCAAAACUGAAGAUGCAGGAGAACACGAAGAAGGUAUCGAUGCUAAAAUCCGCCCCAAUCGCGGGGAAAGCCAAAGAGUCCUUUUCGGACGACGAACUCGACUUCAAGGACCUCCUCGCCAAGGUCGGGCAAAACAACCCCUCUUUGACAAUGAAGUACGUCUUACCCUUUUUCCAGCAUUUGAACUUCGACAACAUGCCGAAACUGACGUUCUUACGAAUCCCGAGCAGCUUCGAGCGGUUAUCUAGAGUCUCCCUCAACCGGUGCUCUUUAACCUCAUUGGCCCCCGACUUGCUGGCCGCGCCGCAGCUCGAACAGCUCUCGCUGUACAACAACUCCAUUUCACGCGUGAAACCUUUCGACCCGUCGCAACACAAGCGAAACAAACAACUGAAGUUUCUCGGGCUGGGCUCCAACUUCCUCGAAGGCCCGCAGGUAGAGGAAAUUUGCGAGUGGUUUUCCGCUUUACUGGUCCUCGACGUGAGCUUCAACUUCGUUGUCGACCUGGACGCGUUUAACGAAAGUUUGAUGAGAAUCGACCUGACCGGAAACCCGUUAUCGUUCGCACCGGAUUUGAAAUACCUGCUCGCCGACAUGUUUCCGCGCGCGACGCCACCGGAAACGAUUCGGGAAUUGGAAUCGGGAAAGUUCGCCCAGUCGCUGCUGGGGAAAACGACGGCAACAAUGACGCAAACUUUGAAAGCAGCGGAAGAUGACGAACCACAAACAAUUCAGCUGGACAGCAUUGCGCACAAGGUACAACUGGAGACUAAGCUUCCUGAUAUGGCUGUGCUUGUUUUUCUCAUUCUUCGCUCUUGAUGAACGUGCCUUAUGCACAUCUUUUACUGCGCCUUACUUGAACUUUAUCAUGAAGCUUCAGCUUCUUGACGUUGACCUUGACUACAUGAUUCAUUGGCAAUAAAAACUACCACAACGUCAGCCCGUUCCAGUGAAGAUGACGGUUGUCUCCGGGUCGAACUUGCACCUGCUUUCCACCGACACUGAAGUGCUUUCCGCGGGGAACCUCCACUUGAAAAUAGACGUACCCGAUUCCACCUCCCCACCAGUCUACAUCCCGCUCACCACUACGGGCGACGUUCCCGACCUCGCGGCUCUCUCCGCCGCGGUCCAAGACCCGGAGCAAGAUAAUCCAGAAAGUUCCCAACUUGCAUUCGACACGAAUACGACGGAAUGGACCGACGUCUAUUCCCCGGCGCAAAUCUGCAGCUGGAUUGUCGGCGUGCCCUACAUCGAAAUUGGUUAUUCCCGCUCGCCAAGUGAGGAGGAAGUGGCAGCAGUUGAGGCGGAGCAGGCGGAAAACCCCGACGCACCGGCGCCAAACCGCAUCGCGAAGUACUUCACGCCGUUCGCCGGCGCUAGCAUCGACGUGCAGCGGUGGCUGUGGGAUCCCAGAAAGCCGCUGAACAAUUUGUGCACUCCGCUGGUAUUGUGCCCGGACUGCAACUUGCCGAAAAACCGAAUGCCGCAUUUGAGGGCGGUGCAGGGACCGCCGGGUAUGCAGUUGCAUUUGAAGAUGUUGCUCGACUACAGUGCGUGCUGAGGGAUUAUUUUGUGCCUGUCAGGAAGGAGCUGCAAGCUGUGACGAGCUGCUUGGCGGCUUUUGGCACCUGACGAGCACCAGGCCGAGUCAAUUCGAAACUAAUGACAGUCGAGGUAUGAUAGAAUAUGAAGCAAUGUUGUAGCAAUCCAAUCGCAAUCGAUGUGGAUGUUGCACCAGAGUAAACACACUUAUAAUUUUGUAGAUGCAAUUUUCGUCUACGCGGCCAGUUUUUUCAGAUCUUUC